Messenger RNA from Lottia gigantea (owl limpet), 1818 nucleotides. RefSeq lists its product as hypothetical. The record is from RefSeq and is a predicted model, not a curated record. Bases 1 to 1818 code for a protein of 605 amino acids. The transcript has 14 exons. NCBI's taxonomy places the organism in Eukaryota, Metazoa, Mollusca, Gastropoda, Lottiidae. Gene Ontology annotation, molecular function: signaling receptor activity.
AUGGGAGGUGGAUUUCAUUUCUUUGUGUUUUGCUGUGUAUGUUUAUUAGUAGAAAUCAAAGCGGUCGACCCCCCACUAUGUGAUUCUGACUGGGAAGCUAAUGAUAUCUAUUGUUAUUAUUUUAAUAAUGGUGAUAAUAGAACGUGGCAACAUGCUAUAGAGGCCUGUGAGGCUAAACAAGCUCAACUUGUGAGAAUUGAAUCAGCCGAUGAACUGUCAUUUUUGAAGCGGAAAUUCCAGGGAUAUCCAGCGGCUGAUUAUUGGACAGCGUUAAAUCAGCUGAAGACAGAUGGGGACGGAGCUACGGGCACCUGGCUAUGGGGAACUGAUGAAUAUCCCGAUUUUAGCAUCGUUAAAUGGAAUAAAGAACCUGAUAAUAGUAAUGAUGAAGACUGUGGUGCUAUCAGUAUUCAGGCAACAUUCAGUGAUGAACAAUGCUCCUCGACUCUACCCUAUAUUUGUGAAACAGACAUCUCUUCCUCAUUCGAGUGUCCCAGCUAUGAUUGGACAGAGGGAGAGAAGGACUGUUUUCUGGUUAGUAAUUAUACGGAUACCAGCCAGUUUUUAACUUGGCAGCAAGCUAAUGCUAAGUGUACGUCGAUGUCGACCUCGACCGCUACCGUACAUCUUAUGACCUUUGAUGUAGACAGUGAUUCGGAUAUUCUUAGUAAAACUUUACCAUUCUACAACACAGACACCAGAUAUUGGACUGGUUUAAAUGAUAUUGACCAGGAAGGACAGUAUAUAUGGGUCUGGAAGACUGGACCUACAUACAAUCCUCAAAAUAUAAAAUGGACGCAAGAACCAGAUAAUUUGGCAGGAAGGGAAUGGUGUGCUACAGCAACCCAAGAAGGGACUUUCAGUGACAGAGACUGUAAUAAAGCAUUUAAUUUUGUCUGUAGAAAACCUCAGGCAUCUAAGUCUGAUACUCAUGAUUUUGGUUGUGGUCAGUGGUCUCGAGCUGGUCAUAAAUGCUAUGAAGUUUAUAAUGCUCCGAAGUCUAGCUGGGCUGACGCUCGUGCCGCAUGUCAGAAACUCAGUGGUGAUUUGGUGAAGAUUGAGUCUGAAGAUGAACUAAGAUAUAUGACGAUGCAGUCAGCCGGACAAGUCAUGGAUCAAGGAACAUAUUGGAUAGGUUUAAAUGAUCAGUCAACAGAAGGGACGUAUGUGUGGGCGGAUGGUACUGAAGCAGAUUCUUCUUUGAUAAAUUGGGAAAUAAGUCCAAGGAAUGCUAUCCCCAAUCAACAUUGUGCUGGUAUAAACCGAGAUGGAACGAAGAUGGAUUUCCCCUGUACUGUCUUUCAACUGGGUUAUGUUUGUGAAAAGCCAAUGGACAAAAGCGAGAACUGUCCUAAUAGUUGGUCUUUAUACAAUUAUAACUGUUACUUUCUCUCUGUGGAUCUGACGGACAGAGAAACUGCUUUGAGUAUCUGUAAGAGAAAGAAAGGAAAGCUCCUCGCUGUGAAUGAUGCCCAAGAAAUGCAAUAUGUCAUGUCAUUAGUUGGAGAUAUCGAUACUUGGCCUAAUAUGUGGUGGAUUGGACUAAAUGAUAAAAUAGUGAAUGGACAAUGGACGUAUCCUGAUGACUCUGAUAACUGGUCUGGUGUGGAUGGACUCAUUCCCUGGUCUACAGAACCUAAUAACUAUAAUGGUAAUGAAGAUUGUGUUAGUAUAGAAUACAGUGGAGGAAUGAAUGAUGCAGGAUGUGAUAGAUUAAAGGGAUUUAUUUGUGAGAAAUCUUCGCCUGGGCCAGCUAUCUUCCACAGUAAAUGGUUACUAUGUUUCACUUCAUUAUAUCUAAUGUAUAUUCACCAUUGA